Molecule: messenger RNA, 2002 nt
Organism: Aricia agestis (brown argus)
Lineage: Eukaryota; Metazoa; Arthropoda; Insecta; Lepidoptera; Lycaenidae
Gene: Gycbeta100B
Product: guanylate cyclase soluble subunit beta-1
Exons: 15
Coding region: 156-1952 (598 amino acids)
Biological process (GO): cGMP biosynthetic process; response to oxygen levels
Cellular component (GO): guanylate cyclase complex, soluble
Molecular function (GO): guanylate cyclase activity; heme binding
Source: RefSeq, a predicted model, not a curated record
CGAGCGCGUGCAGUAAUGUUGCAGAACCGUCGCUGGUUCCAAUAAAAACUAGCCUACUUUAACGUAAAAUAUUUAUGGCUUGGCGUAAAGUGGUUUAAAAAUAGUGAAAAGAAAGUGAAAAUUUUCGCCGAGGUUGAAAACUCGAAACUAUCAAAAUGUAUGGCUUCGUGAACUAUGCACUGGAGCUGCUGGUGAUGAAGACCUAUGGCGAGAAGACAUGGGAGACCAUCAAGAAAAAGGCGGAAGUGUCAAUGGAGGGAUCCUUUUUGGUCCGUCAAAUAUACGAAGAUGAUUUAACAUAUAAUUUAAUUGGUGCAGCCGUAGAAGUGCUAGAAACCCCAGCAGACGCUAUUUUGGAGCUUUUUGGUAUGACGUUCUUCGAGUUCUGCCAAGACUCCGGGUAUGACAAAAUUCUUCAAGUCCUCGGCGCUACUCCGCGGGACUUUCUGCAGAACCUGGACGGUCUGCAUGACCAUCUCGGUACUCUGUACCCCGGCAUGAGGGCUCCGUCUUUCCGCUGCACCGAAAGACCAGAAGACGGUGCGCUGGUCCUUCACUACUACUCCGAUAGACCAGGCUUGGAGCAUAUCGUCAUUGGUAUUGUGAAGACAGUCACCAGCAAACUUCACAACACAGAAGUAAAAGUGGAGAUACUGAAAACGAAGAAGGAGUGCGACCACGUUCAGUUCCUGAUCACGGAGACUUCCACCACUGGACGUGUGUCAGCCCCCGAAAUUGCUGAAAUCGAAACAUUGUCUCUUGAGCCAAAAGUGAGUCCAGCGACCUUCUGCCGGGUGUUCCCAUUCCACUUGAUGUUCGACCGUGAGCUGAACAUCGUGCAGGCCGGCCGCACUGUCUCCCGGCUGCUGCCCAAGGUCACCCGGCCGGGGUGCAAGAUCACUGAUGUUUUGGAGACGGUGCGGCCACAUCUGGAAAUGACGUUCGCGAAUGUUCUGGCGCACAUCAACACAGUGUACGUGCUGAAGACCAAACCCGAAGAAAUGAGCGUCUCCGAUCCCCAUGAGGAAAUCGCAUUACGUCUCAAGGGCCAAAUGCUGUACAUACAAGAGACAGAUGUGGUGGUGUUCCAGUGCUACCCAAGCGUCACUAACUUAGAUGACUUGACCCGGCGCGGUUUGUGCAUUUCCGACAUACCCCUGCACGAUGCUACCAGGGACUUAGUGUUGAUGUCUGAACAGUUUGAAGCCGACUACAAACUCACUCAAAACCUGGAAGUUCUAACUGACAAGCUGCAGCAGACAUUCCGAGAGCUGGAAGCUGAAAAACAGAAGACAGACAGACUUCUCUACUCUGUGCUGCCAAUAAGCGUGGCAACGGAGUUGCGUCACCGUCGUCCAGUACCAGCGCGCCGGUACGACCCAGUAACCCUACUCUUCAGCGGCAUAGUUGGUUUCGCCAACUACUGCGCUAGAAACAUUGACCACAAAGGAGCCAUGAAGAUUGUGAAGAUGCUGAAUGAUCUGUACACUGCUUUUGAUGUGUUGACCGAUCCGAAGAGAAACCCGGACGUGUACAAGGUAGAAACAGUUGGAGACAAGUACAUGGCGGUAUCUGGUCUACCAGAGUAUAAGGUGGCGCAUGCGAAGCACAUCUCGUUGCUGGCACUGGAGAUGAUGGAUCUCUCAAAAACUGUUACCGUGGAUGGAGAACCAGUGGGUAUCACCAUUGGCAUUCACUCUGGGGAAGUGGUGACAGGUGUUAUCGGUCACCGUAUGCCACGCUACUGCCUCUUCGGGAACACUGUCAACCUCACCAGUCGCUGCGAAACUACGGGAGUGCCCGGGACUAUUAACGUUAGUGAGGAUACUUACAGUUACCUGAUGCAAGAGGACAACCACGAUGACCAGUUCGAGUUGACCUACCGUGGGCACGUGUCUAUGAAGGGCAAAGCUGAGCCCAUGCAGACCUGGUUCCUUACGAGGAAGGCCUAAGUACUAUCGAGGAAAUUGAUUCCUAGGCAGUUGACGGACCUACGUCAUGU